CAUAGUCCACAUGGAGUGCAUCAAGCAACUAAAUCACCGUUUCUAAACCAAACAAAGAAGAAAAUUCUUAUUGUUAAUUUUUCUUUAAAAAUGACAAACUGUACCAUUUGUUUGUUUUUCUUCUUCAUCUGCUCUUGGGGUUCUGCAUCACUGGAAAUAGAGCACGACUGUACUAAUGUUAAUGAUGAUGCUCACAAGAUUCGGUCGCAGUUCCUUCAUCUUCUACGUACCAGACGAUCACGUCCUCAAGUUCCUCUGACCGUGGAACCUGCAAAACCAGUGCUCGAUCCUUUGUUUCAACUAGUUCCUCCUAUACCAACAUUCAGUGAGGAAAUAUUGGAGUCUUUGCCGAAGGCUCAUAUUAAAAACCUUAAGGAACGACUUAAAGAGGAAAAUCUUUAUUUGCACACUGAGGCUGGAGAGCAAGGACGGUUGCCUGUGUUAAUCUUAAGCUUGAAAGACAGCAAUCAGACAAGAAGGCCAGCUGUUGUUUUUCUGCAUGGUACCAGUAUGAACAAAGAGUGGUUACGACCAUUUCUUGAGGCAUAUGCUUCAAGGGAAUACAUAACCAUCGCCAUCGAUUCUCGCUACCAUGGUGAACGUGCCUGCAAUCUGACUACCUAUCAAGAUGCCCUAGUGUCAUCAUGGAAAAAGGGAGAUACAAUGCCAUUUAUAUUUGAUACUGUGUGGGAUUUAAUAAAACUAGCAGAUUAUUUAACUCACAGAAAGGAUAUAGACCCUGCUAGAAUUGGAAUUACCGGUAUAUCGCUUGGAGGAAUGCAUGCUUGGUUUUCUGCCUUUGCUGAUACCCGCUAUUCAGUUGCUGCUCCAAUCAUUGGUGUUCAGGGAUUUCGAUGGGCCAUAGACAAUGACAAAUGGCAGGGUCGAGUUGAUACUAUAAAGGCUGUAUUUCAAGAAGCAAGGAUUGAUUUAGGCAAGAGUGCAAUCGAUAAAGAAGUGGUGGAGAAGGUCUGGGAUAGGAUUGCUCCUGGUCUAGCAUCCCGGUUUGAUUCACCUUACUCAAUUCCAGCCAUUGCACCACGUCCUCUGCUGAUUUUGAACGGUGCUGAUGAUCCACGUUGCCCGCUUGAUGGUAUAAAAACUCCCACAAAGAGGGCUCGCAAGGCUUAUGCAAAUGCCCAUGCUUCGAAUAAUUUUAAGCUCAUCGCACAACCUGGAACAGGCCACGAACUGACACCGUUAAUGGUGAAAGAAUCAAGUGAUUGGAUGGACAGGUUCCUCAAGCAAUAACAAUUUCUAUUUGCUGUAACUCGCUUUGAAUGAUGCAAUGUUCCCGUGAUCAAGACUUUGUUCUAAUCCGAUCAUACCAAUAAAUUAUGAACUAGUUAUCUCCACUCUAUAAGGUUGAUGCAUGCAAUCUCUCUCUUUUCCUUGUGCAACCAUAAUUUUUGCCUGAGCCCAACAUUAGAUUACAUAACAUUAACUACCCAAAAGAAAUUCGACCAAGGUUUUCCAUCACUAGUUUGAAGGAAACUUUCCUCAAAGGUGGCCACUAGUAAAACCCAAUUUUUAGGUAUUUGAGACAAGAAAAACUAGUUGAUUAUAGUUUGAUUAUAACGGGUGGAAAUUGGAGAAUUGAAUAAAAAGAUAAGAAAAUAAUGGACCAAAUCAAAACAAAAUAAAGUUGUUCAUCAAUGUUGCACUCUUUAAUUUGAGGCUUUUAGGCAUGUCUUGGUGUCGUAUAAGCGAGGUUUUGGCCUUCUAGAGACUUUGAGAUUUGAGAGGGUAGGGUGGGGGGCCUAAUUGUGGGGCUUGGUUGAGUAAUUAGCAUUGAUAUUCUUUUUUUUUUUUUUUCUUGUGAUUGGGGGAAAGCGAUAAAUAUUCAACAUUCAUCUUCGAAUUCUCCCGAGUAAGACAAAUCUAUGGAAAAGCCAGAAAUUUAAAAUUGGCCCAUCCCUCAAUCCAGAAAAUUUCCCCAUUUCUUGUCUUAUCCCUUUUUCUCAAUCGAGUCAAGGCAAAACACAGUGGGCAAGAUAGCUGGAAUUGCAAUUAUAACAAUCUCAUUUAGACACAACUAAAUUGUCCAGGGUACUGCAUGCUGGUAACACAGAGAUAGAGAUGAAUGUUUGAUUGCCUCAGAAAUAAACUUCAAUGAGAA
Durio zibethinus is the source of this 2119-nucleotide messenger RNA. RefSeq lists its product as uncharacterized. NCBI's taxonomy places the organism in Eukaryota, Viridiplantae, Streptophyta, Magnoliopsida, Malvales, Malvaceae. The record is from RefSeq and is a predicted model, not a curated record.